Molecule: messenger RNA, 5373 nt
Organism: Venturia canescens
Lineage: Eukaryota; Metazoa; Arthropoda; Insecta; Hymenoptera; Ichneumonidae
Product: neurotrimin-like
Exons: 8
Coding region: 13-1221 (402 amino acids)
Cellular component (GO): neuron projection
Source: RefSeq, a predicted model, not a curated record
GUGAACGUCGCAAUGCUCGUUCUCGCGGUUCUGAUCCUUUUCCUCGCGACGUGGGCCAAUGCGCUCCACGAUCCGGCACCAGAUCUGCCAAGAUUCGGUAAACCCCUCAACAAUCUGACGAUAUCGGUUGGUCGAGAAGCUAUUUUCACGUGCAUCGUCGAAAAUCUUGGCCUCUACAAGGUGGCGUGGCUGCGGGUUGACACGCAGACCAUCCUAACGAUAGCAAGUCACGUCAUCACAAAAAAUCACCGUAUCGCAGUGACCCACAGCGGUCAUCGUACGUGGUCACUUCACAUAAGGGAAACGCGAGUGGAAGAUCGGGGAUGGUACAUGUGCCAGGUUAAUACAGAUCCUAUGUCAAGCAACACCGGCUUCCUGGAAGUUGUUGUACCCCCGGACAUCCUGGACUACCCAACGAGUACAGACAUGGUUGUGCGAGAGGGCAGUAACGUAACGUUACGAUGCGCAGCAACCGGGACACCGGAGCCAACAGUCACAUGGCGACGAGAAACCGGAGGUACCGUUACACUCCCCAAUUGGCGAGAGGCGGUGACGAGUACAAGGGGUCCAGAGCUAGAGAUAACACGUGUAACGCGUCUUCACAUGGGACCCUAUCUGUGCAUAGCUUCGAAUGGUGUGCCGCCGACAGUCAGCAAACGAAUCGUGCUCGUCGUUCACUUUCAACCGAUGGUGUGGAUUGAAAAUCAACUAGUCGGAGCUUACGAGGGACAAACAUUAAUUCUCGAGUGUCACAGCGAGGCUUAUCCGAGACCAAUUACGUAUUGGACGAAACCGAGCAACGAAACUAUCGUCAGUGAUAACAAUUACUUGGUCGAGACAAUACCGAUGGGUUACGAGACUACUAUGAAGCUCACCAUUAAGUCUGUAAGAGCACAGGAUUUCGGUUCAUUCAGAUGUGUCGCUACGAAUUCACUCGGCGAAACAGAUGGCAAGAUAAAGCUUUACAAAUUGGCGAAACCACCAACGACAAGAAAACCGAAUUCGAGGAGAGACUCGAAGAAGUCGUGGAUGCACGAGAAUGGCAACGACAAAAAGACUGCAGGCAUGAUAGACGACUCGAUGCUAAAUGAGGACGGUGAUGUUGAGGAUUCGAUAGAUUUUCAAUCGGCCACGUCGUCAUCGUGCUUUCAUCGACACUUCACCAAUAUUGUGACCCUCGUCAUCGUAUCCGUUCAUUUGCUUGAAAGACCAGUGACGUAGACGUUCGAAAAGCCUCAAAAGCGGAAGAGAUCGCAGAUGAGAGGGGGCGAAGGUGUAGAGAAACAGACGCAAUUCCGUGCAACGGUAUUAUCGUUUCAUCCGACACACUAUUCCCGUCUUUCGGACGCCGUUACCAGAUGCAAUUAAACUUUAAGACGGAAGGGAAGAAGUGCAAAAUCGAGUUAGCUGACAUAAUUAAUUUGGUCACUCCAAGGAAAACGUCGUUUGCAACAUUCGUGCCGAACAACGCGAUUUGAAUGUGAGCAUUUCCAGCUGUCUCUUAAACCCGAAGAAAGUCUUUUUCGCUUUGAAUACUUGGGGAGUAUUUUUAAUCGUCUGUCGUUCUAAUGUCACAGACGUUUGUCGAAGCUCACGAAAAAAUAAUGUAAAACAUCGAAUCCUCAUUUAUCAAAAACAGUUUGAUUCUUCUGACUGCAUAACGAUCUCAAAGAUCGAAAAAUUUCAUUUCUCAAUACGCAGACGCGAAUAAAACUUGUUGCUUGACAACAACCGUCGUGCAAAACGAUCUAACAGUCUUUAUUAAUUUCGUUAUAAUACGCAUAAUCUAAACGCAUCUACGAAGUCGUGAAAAAGUGAAACUUAUGAAGAUGGAAAUAUUUUCAAAUUUAGCAUGAACGAUCAACGACCGAUGAUCGCUGAUUAUUCAUAUUUCGUUGAUUCGAUGUAAUCGUUCACGAAUUUUGUUCUCAGAUUAUCCUCGGAUUGAAUAUUAGUCAUCGCCUGAUUACAUUAGCAUUCUUACAAUGAACGAAUUGAAUGAGGCGAAAAUAAUUUAACCGAUUUAAGACAAAAAUAUCGUAUCGAAACAGACGAAUGAUUUCCUAAUGACUAGAACCCAUACCAAGUUGAUCUACAACCUCAGAAAGCGUUCAUGAUUACUCGAUCAAAUAUUCGAUUAUGAGCCACACCCGGAGCAUUAUCGGUGUCUAACAAACGCGAUAAGCUGUGAUCCACGAAUCACAUUUUCAUGGCUUGGGCAUAAAUACUCGUGCGUGAAAUCGAGCUCUGGCAACAAAUCGUCGCUUUAGCCACAAAUCGAUACUUCGAGAAACGUUGAUAGCGAAACAUCGAGAGCGACUCGAACGCACGGUGUGUCAUGUUUCGUGUCAUAAAAUUUUCUACCUUUCAAACACGACAAUGAAGAGCCUGUCAAAAAACUAAUCGAAUCUGUAACAUAUGAUACGAACAAGUGCUUAGCUAUCAUAUGGUCAUUUUCAUUACACAAAAUUUUGACUUCCAUGGCAUAUGGAUUUUCGAUUAAUUGAAUUUCGAAUUAUUCUUACAGAGUGAAAACAAGGCGAGAAAGUACUCCAAUUCGCGAUAAUUCAUUUGUCGAUUUUGCAAAGAUUUUUCAUAAAGUGUAAAAUAAGAAAAAUAUAUAAAUAUUAAGGUAACUCUUUGCUGUAUUGACAAAUAAAUAACCGUGGCUCUCCUUAAAACUAUGUGUCGCGGCGUAAAUUCAGUUUUUCUUAUGUAUGGCCUAAUUAUCACAGUCAUUACCGUGUAAGACGAAUGGUUUAUUGCACGAAAAGCGUAUUUGGCAUAUGCAAAAGUAAAUUUUUCGUUUCCCCUUUUAAAUUGUCUGGCAAACAUAGACUGUUGCCAUUAUAAGAAAUAAUUGCAAAUUCAAUCACGCAAUGGUUGGAAAUCGUGUAGGGUUUUAUGGACAUAGGUCAGUUGGUAUCGAUCGUAACACCAAAUCACGCUGCAAUUGUAUAUAACAGACAUUAAACAGUCCAUUUUGUGGAUACGAAUGCAACAUUUGGGGAUAAAACCUUAUAAUGGUUUUAGUCGAAAAAUAUUUUCGUAAAGACACAUUAUCAUUUGAGUCUGAAGAGUCUUCAGCGUGUUUGUCAAAUAAAUUAAAAAAUAAUCUGAAGAUGACGAUGGAACCUUGGAAGACAUUAACCAUAAGUGUAAAGUUGAACCGAAUGAAUGCUUUCUUCCUUUCUUUUGCUUUUGAUCUUGAAUUUGGCUAAAAUGGCCAAUUAUCAAAUAUCUAUUGUACAUAAAAAUUAGUGCGUAACGUUACCAUGCCCAUGAGUAUUCACGUGAUCGAACAGCUGCUAUUUCAUUUCGAUACUGAUUUCCCGUCCUGAACUCGUGUAAGAUAAAUGUAACCUAAUAAUAUUAUAACAAUACUGCAUUUCCGAAGGGAAGAGAAAAGCCAUCGGUUUUAAAAAUGAACGUGUAUGUAAGUGCACAGUCUCGUAGCUGCGCAUACAUUGAUAAAUUGAAUUCCUGGAACAGGAUACUGUCGGUUUCAACGAAAAUUUAUCAAGUUCACUAAUUAAGGAGAUUCGCCAGCGAAUGGUCAUGUGUUACAAGAGAGAAAAAGUAAUGGAGAGGAAGGGAAAAUUAGAGAGAGGCAUAGUGGCCUUGGUUUGUCCCCGAGGUGGUCACGUGCAAUGCCAACACACACUUUGUAGUAACGAUUCAGUGGUCAAGGCGUCGGAUGGUCAGACAGCGAUAUUGUAUUAUUUAAUGAAUACUGCCUCCCGUCCAACUCCGUUGCUUCCUCUAUUCGACUGUCUGUCUAUCCGUCUCUGUCCAUUUCACGUCACUCUCUCGCUGAGCCCUCUCCUUCAAUCUCAUCUAUUUUUCACUCACACUGUAUUUCGAUCUCGCAUCUAUUUGCUAACUCAAGCUUGUGACAAGCAUUCGACAACUUGUACAACGGUUUGAACCAGUUCGUGUCUGACCAGCCGGUACCUUACGACUUCAAUACUGUGGUCCAGUCUGGAUCAGUUUCUAUGAAGCCCUUCGGUACAAUUUCGGAGGAUUGUGCUUGCUGAUGUCUUCGGCUCUCUCUGUGCCUCUCUCACUCUCUUUUCCGUGGAAAUGAAAUCGAAAAGUGUACUACUGCCAACUUAGUGAUCUCGUAUAAUUCUUUAAAGAUUUUUCCUUCUUCGACCAUUGCGUCCGAUUACUUCAUGAGCAUUGGAAACUACGAUUUGCAAACGAUUAUUUUUGAAAAACUGUAAAAUUUUUUGUAGAAUGAAACAAAUUUAUUCUCCAAUAACCAUUUCUUCCAAGCAGCACAAAGUGUAGACAUCUGUCGAACUUUUAUUGGUAAGCCCUGAACGAAUUUAACAUGUACAUUUUUACUUUGUUUCUCUUGUACUACCGUGUAUGAUAUAAUGAUAGAAAAAAUUGUUAUAUGGUGCAAGCUCUGUCGAUGUUGCCUAAACGUUUCGUAAAUGAUAGAAGCCUUAUUUGCACUCGGCAUCUGACCACAAAAGUCGAGAAUUAGCGAUGUAAAUUGGUAUUCGCUAUGCAGGGUAAUGAAAGCUUAUAACGUAGAUCAUCCGAAUCGAGUUGGUGGUAUUAGAGGGAUGUAAAUCAUACUUCAAUUGUGAAUAUCAGUAUCAUCAGAGAUAUGAAAAGCAACAUAUCCGAACGACAUACCAAAACGACACUUUUCAUAAUCAAUUUGAUCUGUGAAUUAAAGGAUCGAAGGUAUUCGAAAGAUCGGCAUGUAACUCUGUAAUAUUUGUUAGGAAAGAUGCCCGGAGUAGCAUUCAAUUUAUGAAUUCAAGCAGUGAAUGGCUUGCCUGUUUUCCGACGAAUUUUUCGAGCAUUGUAAAAACGAAAAAGGUCGUUGAAGAUUGAAAAAGAUUGAAAAGGCGUUGCCACUGAUAGACAUGUUGUCCACGAUAACUCACGUGGGAAAGUUCGUGAGAGAAUAAUAUUUUUUUUGUCAUUCGAAAAAUGGAUCGUUUGUCGUUUUGCGUAGAGCUCCCAUGGUACUCGAUGUGAUUAAAUAUUCGUAGUGAAUUUUAUGUUGUUGGAAGGGACCGUUGGGAUCCUGCGAAUAAAAGUAUUACGUAUGUAUUCCACGUGUUUCGAUCGUUGCUUUCAAUUUUUAGGUAGAUCGCGACUGAUAUGUACAAUGAUGAAUGACGAAAUAAAAGAAAUGUUAGAAUAUACAAAAAAUACGGGGAGAAAGGGAGAACAUACACUUUGUGCUAAUAAGCCUAAUAUAAGUAGUUUUAAGCCUCAGGGACAUGUACAUAAGUUGAGUCUGUGUAACUAUCAAUUAGUUUUUGCAUUUGCGAAUACGAGAAAUGAUUGUAAAUAAAUUAUGAAAUUAUCGUGCAAACGUAUGUAAUAAAUGUUAGACAAUCCUAA